AUGGCUCACCAAAAGUCGAGGAAUCCCUUCGCUUUUACGCCUCUGCCGGUUACGGUCAUCACGACUGUCAUUUACAUCGGCCUCGUCGCUGGCCUGCUCGCAACACACCUCGUAGUACCGCCCGCGCCUAAGGAUCCCACUCCGCUCAAGGGCAUCAAUAUCACAGAAGCAUGGGGAGACCUUCAGAGGAUUUCUAAUGGAUUCCAUCCCUACAACAGCCACCGCAACGACGAUGUCCGCAACUGGCUGCUACUCAGAAUUGAGGCGAUUCUCCGCCGCAACGACAUACGGUGGAAUACGGAGAGCACUCAGGCUCAAAGGCGAGGCAUACACUCAUAUAAAACAGCCAAGAACACGACCGCCCCAGCUCCAGUUACUGUGUUCAAUGACAUGACCUCCAAUGUCACCUUCUCCACGUCAUCUGCGAACCAGAGCGUUUAUUUUGAAGGAACGAACAUUAUGGUUUACAUUCGUGGCACCGAGGACGACAAAAGUGACUGGUGGAACAUGCACAAAAGUCUCAAGACCUCUAGGCCGAACUCAGGGAGAGGUGGUGUCCUUGUCAAUGCCCACUAUGACAGUGUGUCUACCGGAUACGGUGCUACGGACGAUGGCGUAGGGACGGUCACCGUUCUUCAAUUGAUCUCCUAUUUCACAAGCCCAGGCAACAGGCCUACGAGAGGCAUCGUCGCUCUGCUGAACAAUGGAGAAGAGGAUUACCUCAACGGUGCUAGAGCAUUCAUGCAGCAUCCAAUUUCGCAAUUUCCGCAUACCUUCCUGAACCUUGAAGGCGCCGGCGCCGGAGGUCGAGCAGCAAUGUUCAGAAGCACGGACACAGAAGUCACCAGGUCUUACACGAAGAGCCCAUAUCCGUUUGCUAAUGUCGUGAGCAGAGAUGGCUUUGAGCGCGGCUUGAUUCGUAGCCAAACGGACUACGUCGUCUUCAAUGGAGAAUUGGGCCUCCGCGGACUUGAUGUAGCCUUCUUUGAGCCCCGUUCACAAUACCACACAACCGAAGACUCAGCCCGGGAGACGUCGGUCAACUCUUUGUGGCACAUGCUUUCCGCUGCUAUCGCCACCACUGAGGGGUUGGCAUCCGACACCAGCUCUGAGUUCGAUGGCGAAGGCAGCGUAAGAAAAGGCAGGGUAAAUGCCGGACAUGGCACUGACGCCGUGUGGUUCGACAUCUUCGGUCGGGCCUUUGCCGUUUUCCGCCUCCAUACACUGUUCGCGCUAUCGGUGACCCUACUGGUUGUGACCCCUAUACUUCUUAUCGCCUUGAGUUUCAUCCUUGGCCGUGUUGACAAGUAUUACUUGUUCUCACGGAAGAAGUAUGUCCAUUCGUCGGAUGACGACGAGCCAGUCUACUUGAAUGGCUGGCGCGGCUUCUUCCGAUUUCCGACUGCGUUCGUUGUGUCAACAGCUGCCGUCGUUGGCUUGUCUUACCUGACAACCAAGAUCAAUCCCUACAUUGUGUACAGCAGUCAAUAUGCAAUCUGGAGUAUGAUGCUCGCGACAUGGUUCUCAAUCACCUGGUUCAUCCUCCGUGGUGCCGACGCCAUGCGGCCAUCCGCCCUGUUCCGCACCUAUUCGCUUAUAUGGAUGUAUAUCGGGACGUAUCUUAUUCUAGUUGCGGUGACCGUGGGCGAAAACAUGUUUCAGAUCGCCGGCGGCUACUUUAUGGUCAUAUACUUCGCUGCCGUCUUUGCAGCCCUCCUCAUCUCGUACCUAGAACUCUUCGCCCUACCAAAGAAGUCCGCCUAUGUCCAGCAACAAUCCAUCAUCGAUGAAGCGCACCGGCCUAUCGAUGAGGCUACCCCUCUAACUCACGAUACUGGCAGCAUCAGGUCAAACAGGCCUAUCACAUCAUCCUCUGCACAUCAAAAACCACGAGAUGAGCCGCGAACCGACGAGGAAGACGAAGCAACCGAGACGACAUCUCUCCUCCGCGGCGACCCCAACCAAAGCUUCGCGCGUUACGGCGACCACCGCCAGUCCGUGGACGAAGGUACCGAGCACGACGCCAUAGCUCAGGAAGAGCCUAGCCUGCCGCCACCCUACGGCGAAGAACAAGCCUGGUCCGGCUACCUCCCGCGCUGGACCUGGCUCUUCCAGUUCCUCCUCCUCGCCCCAAUCGUACUGAUCCUAGUCGGCCAAACCGGCCUCCUCCUCACCUCAGCGCUGUACCAAACUCCCGCGGACGGCAGCCCGCCGCUACCGAUCUACCUCGCCAUCGCCGUCUUCUCGGUGCUUCUGCUUGCGCCUCUCGGGCCGUUUGUGCAUCGGUUUGGUUAUCAGAUCCCGACGUUUUUGUUCUCGGUCGCCGUCGGUACCUGCGUCUAUAACCUCACCGCAUUCCCUUUCUCGCCUAAUGCCCGCUUGAAGGUUUAUUUCGUCCAGCACGUCGAUCUCGACACAGGGAUUAACACCGUCUCACUUACCGGGCUGGAAGAUUAUGUCCGCGACAUCGUCGCCGAGAUGCCCUCAGCAGCGGGCCAGGAGAUAAGGUGCGGCGCGCCGGACUACGCCGCUCGUUCUGGGCUGUCGAAAUGUAUGUGGGAGGGCAUUGCGCCAAACGUCGUGCCCCUGGCGCAUCCGGAGAUUCCACUCGAGAAGGGAUAUCAGGAUUGGCUGAGCUAUAACAUCACGCGCGUGGAGAAUGUGACGGAGGCGGUUAUCAGCCUCAAGGGCAAGAACACGAGAGCGUGUCGGCUGUACUUCGACCGCUCAAUCGAGGACCUGCGUGUUGAGGGCUCGGUGGCGAGUGAUGCGACGCAUGAGGCUGUUGGCGAGAACGGCUCCACGGAGGUGAGGCUGUGGAGUCGGGAGUGGGGGAGGGGGUGGAAUGUGACUGUGAAGUGGAAGGCGGAGGCGGAGGGAAGGAAGGGAGAGGGUUUGGAUGGAAGGGUCGUGUGUUUGUGGAGCGAUGCGAAUGAGAGCGGGGUCAUUCCGGCGUUGGAGGAGGUGAGGAUGUUCAUGCCGAGGUGGGCGCAGGUGAGUAAGUUGGGGGAUGGGCUUGUGGAGGGGUCGAAGAGGUUUGCGGCAUAG
Messenger RNA from Coniosporium apollinis CBS 100218, 3048 nucleotides. RefSeq lists its product as uncharacterized. The record is from RefSeq and is a predicted model, not a curated record. Lineage: Eukaryota; Fungi; Ascomycota; Dothideomycetes. Gene Ontology annotation, molecular function: metalloexopeptidase activity. Gene Ontology annotation, biological process: proteolysis. Bases 1 to 3048 code for a protein of 1015 amino acids. The transcript is spliced from 2 exons.